Cyprinodon variegatus (sheepshead minnow) is the source of this 2570-nucleotide messenger RNA. RefSeq names its product v-myb avian myeloblastosis viral oncogene homolog-like 2 (gene mybl2b). Gene Ontology annotation, molecular function: RNA polymerase II cis-regulatory region sequence-specific DNA binding; DNA-binding transcription factor activity, RNA polymerase II-specific. The transcript is spliced from 14 exons. NCBI's taxonomy places the organism in Eukaryota, Metazoa, Chordata, Actinopteri, Cyprinodontiformes, Cyprinodontidae. Gene Ontology annotation, biological process: regulation of DNA-templated transcription. Bases 250 to 2124 code for a protein of 624 amino acids. The record is from RefSeq and is a predicted model, not a curated record. Gene Ontology annotation, cellular component: nucleus.
CUCCGGGAAGAAGGGCGCGAGAUAGAAAUUUCUAAGCGCGGAAGGAGCGAUCGUUCCGCCGCAGCUGAUCGCACCCUGACUGUAGACUUCAGCUCUAAAACUCCACCUCCUGCACUGUUGGAUGCCUCUUCAAAUCCUCCAUAAAGUGCUGAAAGUCGUGAUAUUAUCAACUUUAUUUGCACAUGACGUGCAGCAGCGGUAGGGAGGAUCACUGGCGCACCGUAAACAAGAAGAAAACAAGGGAGGGAAAUGUCCUGGUGGGCGCGCGGUGAGGAUGGAGACGAAGCUAUGCAUCAGGAUACGGAUUCUGAUGUGGCUGAGCAGAAGGAAGGAGGGAAGGGGAAAGUGAAGUGGACACAAGAGGAGGAUGACAGACUUAAAAUACUGGUUCAGAAGCAGGGCUCCAAUGACUGGAGGAGCAUAGCCUGCUACUUCCCAAAUCACACAGAGCAGCAGUGUCAGCACCGCUGGUUUAAGGUCCUGGAUCCAGAACUGGUUAAAGGCCCCUGGACCAAGGAGGAGGAUGAGAAAGUCAUAGAGCUUGUGAAUCUCUACGGCAACAAACAGUGGGCAAUGGUGGCCAAGCAUCUGAAGGGCAGGCUGGGUAAGCAGUGCAGGGAGCGCUGGCACAACCACCUGAAUCCCAACGUAAAGAAGUCAUCGUGGACAGCUGAGGAAGAUCUCAUUAUCUACAAGGCCCACUGCCUGCUGGGAAACCGCUGGGCUGAGAUCGCAAAGCUGCUCCCCGGAAGGACAGACAAUGCUGUGAAGAACCACUGGAAUUCCACCAUCAAACGCAAGUUGGAGAUGGGCUUCUACGCUCGAGAGGUGUUCAGACCAAAUGAGCUUGAUGAGAUGUUGGCGCGCUUAAACGGAGACAUGCAGGUCUACUAUCUGUGCUGCUUUUUUCUGCACAAAUUGCAGGAAACGGCAGCACCUGUAGCUGUAACCACCGAUGAAGCAGAGCCGUCCAAAGCUGCCUCCACACCCAAGAACAGUGCAAGCAUCAAGAGUGAUGAUGAAACCAGCGAAGAGCCAAAUGGGACCAACUGGGUGGUUGACAGCUCCGGGUUUCUUUCCCCUACGGGACCCGCGCUAAAGGAAGUGCUGGAGAUGGUGGACGGGGACUUGGACGGCUGGUGUAACCUGGCGGCGUUCGACCUGCCGGUGGACAGCCCCAGCCCGGAGCGACACCAGUUUCGCCUGGAAGGCAGCGCCCUGCAAGAGCUGAGCAAAUGCAGCAAAGGAGAACUCAUCCCCAUCUCCCCCGGAGGGAUCAGCCCACCGUCCAUACUGACCCGCCGCAGCCGGAGACGCGUCACAUUGUCUCCAGACAGCGGCCACUCUAUGACGCCAAAGAGCACUCCUGUCAAAAUCCUGCCUUUCUCUCCAUCUCAAUUCCUGAAUCUAUGGACGAAGCAGGACUCCCAUGACCUGGAAAACCCCUCCCUUACGUCCACGCCAGUGUGCAGUCAGAAAGUCAUUGUGACCACGCCGCUGCAGCGUGACAAGACCCCCCUCACCCAGAAGGAGAACUCAGUGUUUGUUACACCCAACCGCAAGUCUGAGAUCUGCUUUACCCCACGGACUCCAACGCCGUUCAAAAACGCCAUGGAGAAGUACGGCCCUCUGCAGCCUCUGCCACAGACUCCAAACCUUGAAGAUGACAUCAAUGAGGUCAUCCUCAGAGAUGCAGGAGUAACCUCUUUGGUCAUACAGGAGACGCCACCGGAUCCAAGGCGCAAAACAAUGAAUCGCCCUCCUAUGAAUAAAGUACGGAAGUCCCUGGCUCUAGAUGUCAAGGAGGUGAUCCCAAAGUCUAAACGCAAAUGCAGCAAAGCAGAGGCCAGACGAACCAUUAAGGAAGAACCUGUUACAGUUUGUUUCAACUCCUCGUCGUUUUACAGCCAGAGGCCUGAAAACAUCUUAGACCAGGGCUUUUUGAUGGGACCAAGUGACACGAGCAUAUUUCCUAGUGCUGUGCCUCCUGCACCUAUGUCAAAAGAAUGGAUGAAAGUUGUUUGCGGGCAAACUAAAGACCAGCUGACCAUGACGGAGAAAGCAAGGCGUUACCUUAGCUCUCUGAAGAGCCAUACUCCCAGCCGGGCUCUAAUUCUGUCCUAAGAAUCGUCUGCCUCACAGUGGGAUGUGAUCUAAAGAUAAAAUGGGCAGGAAUAUUGUCUUAUUAUUGUUGUUUAUAGGUGUUAAAAAAAGAAUGAUGGUAAGAUUUAAAGACAUGGGUAAAGUUUUAAAUUGGUGAAAAGCCAGAGUUUUUGUGAGUGAACUUUCUGUAAUGUGAUCUUCAAAUUCAGGUAGCACCUCAAUAAUCCCUCCACAUGCAGAGAAACUAGCAUAUUGUAAACUUACAUGAAUAUGGCUGAUCCUCUACUUAUUAGAAAGACAAAGUUGGUUUAGCCCUGUAAUUUUUAUGCUGCAUUAAUCAUAAAACGGAGUACUUUGCUGAGCACUGUUGAGAAGGAUGAUCUAUUUGUCGUUUGUAAAUAUAUUCAGCCUAACUUGUUUUACUGUGUUUUUUCAAAAGUUGAAAUAAAAACUAAUUGCAUGUUAAG